Molecule: messenger RNA, 2215 nt
Organism: Lethenteron reissneri (Far Eastern brook lamprey)
Lineage: Eukaryota; Metazoa; Chordata; Hyperoartia; Petromyzontiformes; Petromyzontidae
Product: mucin-5AC-like
Biological process (GO): arachidonate secretion; phospholipid metabolic process
Molecular function (GO): A2-type glycerophospholipase activity
Source: RefSeq, a predicted model, not a curated record
AAUCGGUAGCAGAUGGGCACCACCACCACCAAGCACCACCACCAACCACCACCAACCACCACAGUCACCAACCACCACCAACAACCACCACCACCAACCACCACCAACAACCACCACCAAUCACCACCAACCACCAUCACCAACCACCACCAACAACCACCAACCACCACCACCAUCACCAACCACCACCACCAACCACCACCACCAACCAACCUCGUGCCCAACUGACGGCGCCGUUAACGUUCGCCUCCGAGGCCGCUUUUGCUCUGGGGGCCUUGAAGGCGACCUCGACAACUUCGCCCGGCACUUCCCAGGGAGAGACACAGACAGAGAGAGAGAUGACGGCCGCACCUCUCGCUGGCUCUCGGGGACUGCGGUCGAGAGGGUCUCUUCUUUGAGAUGGGAACCAGUCGCUGGCGUUACUGCCUCGACGAGGCCGCCCACGACGGUAACUCAAUGCGCCUGGCGCUGUCCACGGCGCUGCUGCUGCUGCUGCUCUCCGUCCUGUCGCUGCUGCUGCUACUGCUGCCCCUGACCGCGGCCGCGGCGCGGGGCCAGAAGACCCCUGGCGACCCGGUCGACCUCUCGAUGCUGCGCUGCAAGCAGGCGGACGGCCCCGGGAAACUUUUCCCGGGGUACGGCUGCUCCUGCCACGCGAGAUUCCGCCACGCAGAGCACCGGGGGGAUGGACUCGACUCGUGCUGCACGGUGGCCCACUGUUGCGCCCGCGCCGCCGUCCUCAACCACUGCCAGUCGGGGAGUGACCUGCGGACGCUCCAGGCCAGACUGAAGGGGCGUCCCUCCUGCAAAUGGAAGCCCACGCCGUCGAGCAAGCCCGCGCUGCGCUCGGAGGCCGUGGUGGCACCAGAUGCCACCACGGCAGAGGCGCCGGAGGCCGUGGUGCCGGCGGCGGCGGCGGCGGUGGAGGUGUCCAGGGAAAAACGCACGCUGGCGGCGGAGCGGGCGAACGGCGUGACGUGCGAACGGGCGCUCGACGAGUGCGAGCGGGCGCUGUACAGGUGUGCCCGUGAAGCAAAGGUGAUGUCUGACUUGGUCGGGCCGUCCCAGGAUGACGUCUGCAGGUCAGACAUCGACCAGCCGGUGUGCUCGGUGGAGCCAGCCACAGACCUGGAACCCAUGAUUCCUGCAAUCAGCAGUACAUUCAUACCUACAACCAGACCGACCAUCAGCUCUACCGCCAGACCUACUUCCGGACAUACAAACAUAACUACUACCGGACAUACAACCAGAACUACUGCCGGACAUACAAACAGAACUACUGCCGGACAUACAACCAGACAUACAAUCAGACCUACUACUGAACAUACAAUCAGACUUACUGCCGGACAUACAAUCAAACCUACUGCUGAACAAACAUCCAGACCUACUGCCAGUUCUGCUGCUGGUCCUACCACCAUACCCACAGCCAAAUCUACCACCAGAUCUGUAGGCAGACUUACAACCUUACCUAGUUCCACUUCUGCAACUGGACUGACUGCCAGUACUACUGCCAUACCUUUGACCACAUAUUUCCCCAGAUCUGCUGUUAGACCUACAACCAUACCGACUGACAAAUCUACCAGAUCAAGUAAAUAUUCAUUUAAGCGUAUUCUGAUAUUCGAAAGGAAAGAUACUGCCAGUUCUCCUGCUAGUCCUACCACCAUACAUACCGCUAGUACCACUGCCGAACCUUUCACCAGAUCUCUUAGCAGAUCCGCUGUCACACCUACUGACAAAUCUACCAACAGAUCAAUUGACUACUUAUAUAAGCGACUUCUGAUCUUCGGAAGGAAAGAUACUCUGAGAGUCAGGGUGAACGGAGAAGAUGUACACUCGGCACAAAACAAUACUUGGCAACCACCUCCUCUGAGAAGCGGCGAUGCACACCAACCAGGACAACACCUGAAGCCCCUGGUCACGUUUGGCAAUGUCCGUGCACAGAGACCACCACACAGUCUCGGCCGUGACAGUGCAGAGACGCAGAGACAACAAACUUUUGCGGACAACAUAUUUGGCUUUCUCGAGAAAUACAUUUUCAAAGACGGUGACUCUCACAGAUAACGGCCCUGCAAUUGCGUAAAUAGGAAACUACAACAAAACAUAUAGGUUGGAGACUCUAUUGCUGUUUCUAGAAUCGAUGUUUUGAAUAACGACGGUUUGACAAUGUAUGUUAUCGAGUAAAAGCAUGAAACGCAAUAAAAACGAACACACCUUC